Molecule: messenger RNA, 535 nt
Organism: Mytilus trossulus (common blue mussel)
Lineage: Eukaryota; Metazoa; Mollusca; Bivalvia; Mytilida; Mytilidae
Exons: 4
Coding region: 112-435 (107 amino acids)
Molecular function (GO): calcium ion binding
Source: RefSeq, a predicted model, not a curated record
CGCUGUGACCACUGUAUAUAAACUUGGGAUAGUAACUGAUCAUCAUAACAGGGAUAAAGUGACACACCAAACAUCAAAGAUAUACAGACAGAGCAAAAUUCGUACAAGAAAAUGAAAACCCUUUUAGUUUUGACCACACUUGUGAUAGUAGGAAACUGUCUACUGGAAGAUAUUUUGGGGAACAUCUCGUCAAAUAAAAGAUCGCUUCUCAUGAGAAGAGGUCAUGAAAGUACACUCAACUUUUUGUUUAUGGUAGCUGAUGAUGAUAGGGACGGCAAUUUAUCCGCUUCAGAGUUGCUUCCAUAUACUAAACCAAAAGACGGAAUGACACCAGAGGCGAAGGCUAAAGAGACUAUUAAAAAAUGUGACACCAAUAAUGAUCACCAGUGUACCAAAAGAGAAAUGCUGACAUACUUGAGAAGUGUGGAAAAUUGAGGAACGAUUGGCGUUUGUUGUUGUAAAAAUUAUAUGCUUUUCUUUAUUUCAUAUUAAAGAUGAUCAGACAGUAUAGAUGUUAAUAAAAGUAAAACAUUAA